Molecule: messenger RNA, 1318 nt
Organism: Fopius arisanus
Lineage: Eukaryota; Metazoa; Arthropoda; Insecta; Hymenoptera; Braconidae
Product: probable trans-2-enoyl-CoA reductase, mitochondrial
Biological process (GO): fatty acid metabolic process
Cellular component (GO): mitochondrion
Molecular function (GO): trans-2-enoyl-CoA reductase (NADPH) activity
Source: RefSeq, a predicted model, not a curated record
AGCAGUUGGUGACGCUCUAUCUUCAGGAUGUACACGGAAUAGGGGUAAACUAUCGUCGUCAGGAUUGUCUAGCCUGGAGGAUGAUUCUGAGAAUGCUGAGGACUGGUACGAAAUAUAGGAAGAACUUCUGGAGAAGGUAGAGUUUGCUGCUGGGAAGUCUGGAAGUAGUGAAACGUGUUCCCCACUUCUUGUAGAUCCACAGCUGAACCGUUCCGCAUAAUAAAAUAUAAGCAGAUAUCACACUGAUACUGAUAGUGUCCACGAAGCACUUGGAGAUCCCAUGGUCCACCCAUAUCUCAGUAAAGGUCACAUUCGGUGGGCAGUACCCCAUUGACACAUUGAUCAUUUUAAUUUAUGGACAAUUUGCUUCUUCUGCCAGUGAAAAUUUAGCUCGACAAUUCAAAAAUACCCCCAAAAUAGCACAGAUCAGAUUGAAGAGCCACUUUAAUCCCUUUUAAUCGAGCUUAAACCUUCAAGUGUCCUCGACGAUCUUCGCGAUGUUUUUGAAAAGUCAUCACAGCUGAUGACACCACUAUGUACCACUAUGCACAGCGCGCACAGCUGAUGUAAACCGUCUACAUAAGCCGGAGUCUAGGCCUACAUAACCUCAAAGCAGUUCUGCAUCAUCUAAAACAGGCGGUGGGACAGCUGGUGAUUCAGCUGUGCAGAGCCUGGGGCUUGAAUUCAGUCAGUGUUGUCAGGGAUCGAGAGGAUAUCGGUGAUCUCAAGGAUCAUCUCAAGUGUCUAGGAGCCACUGAGGUCCUUACCGAGACAGAAGUGCGAACCACUGAUUUGUUCAAGAGCAAGAGAUUAAAUCCACCGAAAUUAGCGUUCAACUGCGUCUGUGGGGAAAGUGCUCUGAAUAUUCUCAGGCAUUUGGCUCAGGACGGGCUAAUCGUUACAUAUGGAGCAAUGGCCAGGGAACCUCUCACCAUUCCAGCUUCAGCCCUCAUUUUUAAGAAUAUCACAGCCAAGGGAUUUUGGAUGACAUCUUGGGUGAAGUCUCACUCAGACUCUCAGGAACGGUGGGAGAUGCUAGACGACCUGGGGAACCUCUUCGCCUCAAAAAAGCUCCAGGCACCCCCUCACAAAAUCAUUCCACUCGAUGAGUACCAAGAGGCUGCGAAGAACACUCUUCAGAGAGAUGGGAAAACCGGGAUCAAAUACAUUCUGCGCCUCUCGUAAAAUACAAUCUUUUAUUUAUUCAUAUUUUUUUUGUUCCAACAAUUUUCAACGUGAUUGUACAAUUGACAAAUGAUUAUUCAAAUGCUAUCAAUAGAGUGAUUGCAAUAAAUUAUAUUAUUAUGGGGAUCAACUA